AUUAACUACACUGUUCUAUAUAUAAAGAAAAUUUCACGAAAUAAGUUAAUGACAUUUAUUUAUGAGUUUAAGAUCACAUAAACACUUACUCACGUGGUAGUAAAAAGGCGCGAAAUCUUUGUCACAACAGUUUCAUUCAUAAACAUCAGUGACUUUUGAUGGAUACGUACCACUUUUCUGUGUUAUGCAUUUUACAUGUUAUUAGAAGUUUAAAAUCAUUAAAAUAUAACAUAUACUGUAAGUAAAUAUAUGUAAUGUAAUUGUUUAAUCGCAAGAUACUAAUUAUGGCUGAUGACAAGUUAAUAAAACAAGUGCACAGUACUUUUUCUUUGUAUGGCCUUGUCCUUUCAAGGAAGCUUAGUGUUUCACUUGCUAAAGAACUUUUAAAUGUGGAAGAAGAUAAACGCUUAUCUUGGCUAACACAAAUAGUAGAAAAAGUUUUAACCCAAAAUUUAAAUGAUCCACAUGUUACUGUUGAAAAUCUAAAAUUAGCAAUAGAAGAAUGUAUAAGACCAGAUACAUUGAAAGCUACAGAAACGGUAUUAAAUGUGAUAGAUGCAUUUGAUAUCCCAAAAAUUAAAUAUGAUUUAAAUAAAAAAAAAUUUAUUCUGUCAACUGUUGCACCAGACCUGUAUGCUGAAGCACAAUAUAAAUCUGAAAUUUUUAAAAACAGAUUUGAGUUGCUUUGGUAUAGAACUUUAAGACAUGAAUUAUUCAAUCCUCCCAGACUUGGUGAAAAAAAGGAUGAUUGGAUCGAGUUAGUACCAAUUGAACAUUUAUUAAGUGAAAGUAAAACUGGAAAUAUUUGUGUAAUGGGGCUUUUAACACAAUUAACAGAGGGUCAAUUUUAUUUGGAGGAUAUGGGAGGAACCAUUAAAAUUGAUUUACGAAGAGCAAAUUUUCAGGAUGGUUUAAUUAUGGAAGCUUCUGUAGUAAUAGCUAAUGGAGAUUAUAGAGAUGGUGUUUUAUAUGUAGAAGAAUUAGGAUUUCCACCAGCAGAAUCAUCUUAUAAUGCACGUGUAGACUUUGGUGAUGCCAACACAUUUGGUGGGCCUCACAAUCUAUCCUUAAAAUUUUCAGAAAAAUUGAAACAUUAUGAAGAAAGCAAUAAGGAUGGAAUGAUUAUUUUUGUAUCUGAAGUGUGGUUGGAUGAUAUCACUGUUUUACAAAAAUUCAGAACUAUGUUAGCAGGAUAUGCAGAAUGUCCACCUAUAGCUUUUGUAUUAUGUGGUCAUUUUUUAAGUUUUCCGGCAAACAUAACAAGUGCGCAUAAAUUAAAAGAAGGGCUUAAAGAUUUGCGUGAUAUGAUAAUGCAAUAUCCUAGUAUAAAAGAAUCUUCUAAAUUUAUUUUUGUCCCUGCAUCAGAUGAUGUAGGAUCACCAAAAAUUUUACCGAGAUCACCGCUUCCAAAAUAUAUUACUGAAAAUUUUAGGAAAAAUAUUCCUGGUGCAAUAUUCACCACUAAUCCAUGUAGAAUUCAGUAUUGUACGAAAGAAAUUGUAGUGAUAAGAGAGGAUAUUUUAACAAAAAUGUGUAGAAAUACACUUAAUUUUCCACAUACAGGGAACAUUUAUGAUCAUUAUGCCAAAUCAAUUAUUUGUCAGUCACAUUUGACUCCUCUAAGUCUUUCGAUAGUACCGAUAUACUGGAAACACGAUCAUGCUUUACAAAUAAACCCGACGCCAGAUUUGAUUGUAUCUGCGGAUAAAUUUGAGUCAUACGAAACGAAGCAUUCUAACUGUCACAUAAUUAAUCCUGGAUUAUUUCCAAAGAACGACCACUCAUUCAAAGUAUACGUCCCGUCGUUGGAUUUGAUCGAACAUUGUGCUAUUCCAAAAGAUAUGGAUGGGAUUUAAUUAUGAAUGCCAUUUAAAGUAUCAAAUAAAUGAAAUACAAAUGAGCGAAAUAUAACGCAGUACAGACUGGGCCCCGGCAUAUCUCAAUUCACUGCGCUGGAAGCAUAAGUUAAUUACUGGCCGUUUCAAUCAAACAUCAAUAUAAGGAUUAUAACUUCGUAGAACAACGUGUAACACAUUAGAUGCGAUAAUAAAAUGAUGAUGAUACAAUUCGUGAAUAAUUACAAUCUCGUGUAACCAGCUGAAACGCUCUAUCAUCUAUACAGAAGUUAAAGGGAACAAAUAUAUUUAAAAUAUAUAAUGAUCAAGACAAUUUCAUCAAAGUUUUGCGAUAGAAACGUUACUUUUAUUAUUUCGGAUCGCUCCAUUUCUUUCACGCGACUUUCACUCUUGUCUUGCACACACACAAUAAACAAACACACACACGCAUACUGUUUUUUUCUGUACACUAUGUAUCUCAGCAAUCGCAAACGAAUGCCGCACGAAUUCUUAAUGCUCCAAAUUUUCGAAGCUAACAAACUUUCAAUCGUGGCAAGCGAAUGCUAAAAUUUCAUUUACUUAUCAAACAUUCGAUUAGAGUGUGAACGUUAAAAGUGUUAAGAGUAACGCAGAUUAUAAUAAUAUGUAUAAUUGUGAAUCGUAAGAGCUACGCGCACUUACUUAUCGAAUAUAUUACAGUGCCGCAACGUAGAAAAAAAAAAAAAAAAAA
This is a messenger RNA of Megachile rotundata (alfalfa leafcutting bee), 2565 nucleotides long. RefSeq names its product DNA polymerase epsilon subunit 2 (gene DNApol-epsilon58). Gene Ontology annotation, cellular component: epsilon DNA polymerase complex. Gene Ontology annotation, molecular function: DNA binding. The record is from RefSeq and is a predicted model, not a curated record. Lineage: Eukaryota; Metazoa; Arthropoda; Insecta; Hymenoptera; Megachilidae. Gene Ontology annotation, biological process: error-prone translesion synthesis; DNA-templated DNA replication.